GCAACCCUAAAAAUCAAACUCGCCCCACCAAACUCCGGCGACGAGGCAGAGCCUCUGUCUCUCUUUCUGAGUUUUUCGUUCUGCAAAGAAAAUGCACAGAGCUCCGUCGGCCUCCUCCCUCGGCCCCGGCGGCCUGGACCUGAGCGGGGCCUUCUUCAGGCCGAUCCAGAACACCGCGCCGCCGUCCCCCACCAAGCGCCACACCAAGAUCGCCGUCGUCGGGGUCGGCAACGUCGGCAUGGCCAUCGCCCAGACCAUCCUCACCCAGGACCUCGCCGACGAGCUCGCCCUCAUCGACGCCAAGCCCGACAAGCUCCGCGGCGAGAUGCUCGACCUCCAGCACGCCGCCGCCUUCCUCCCCCGCACCAGGAUCUCGGCCUCCGUCGACUACGCCGUCGCCGCCGGGUCCGACCUCUGCAUCGUCACCGCCGGGGCGCGGCAGAUCGCCGGGGAGUCCCGGCUGAACCUGCUGCAGCGGAACGUGGCCCUGUUCCGGGCCAUCGUGCCGGCGCUCGCGAGGCACGCGCCGGACUCGAUCCUGCUGAUCGUGUCGAACCCGGUGGACGUCCUGACGUACGUGGCGUGGAAGCUGUCCGGGUUCCCUUCGAACCGGGUCGUCGGGUCGGGCACGAACCUGGACUCGUCCCGGUUCAGGUUCCUCAUCGCCGAUCACCUCGACGUCAAUGCCCAGGACGUGCAGGCCUACAUCGUGGGCGAACACGGCGACAGCUCGGUCGCCUUGUGGUCGAGCAUAAGCGUCGGCGGGGUCCCGGUCCUGAGCUUCCUAGAGAAGCAGCAGAUCCCGUACGAAAAGGAGACCCUCGAGAACAUCCACAAGGCGGUCAUAGACUGCGCCUACGAAGUCAUUAGCCUCAAGGGCUACACCUCGUGGGCGAUUGGGUACUCGGUCGCGAGCUUGGCCCGGACCCUGCUCCGGGACCAGCGGAGGAUCCACCCGGUCUCGGUGCUGGCCAGGGGUUUCUUCGGCAUCGAGGGCGGCGACGUGUUCCUGAGCUUGCCGGCCCAGCUCGGCCGCGGCGGCGUCCUGGGCGUGACCAACGUGCACAUGACCGAGGAGGAGGCGCGGCGGCUGAGGGAGUCGGCGACGACCAUCUUGGAGGUGCAGAGCCAAUUGGAUUUGGGCAUUUGAGGAAGAAGCCCUUCCCUCUUGUAGUUUGCUAACCCAACACCAAGACUGGUUUGUUGACAACGCUCUUUUGGGAACCUUCCCUCCAAGAACUUUCUCCUGCAGGCUCUCAGCUUGAAGUUAGUAGUCUGCAUUUCUUUUCUAGGCUUUGAUUUUUUUUAUUUUUUUCUCUCCCGAUCUAAUUUGGGAGUCUUUUUUCGCCUCGUUUGGCAUCUCCUUGCGCUCGUUGUUGUUGCUUUUAUUCGCUCGUCGUGGUGAAUAAAUCUGCUUGCAACUGAAAACUUUGUGAGAACGUCAUCAUAGUCUAGCCAACGAGAUGCUCGGGGCAUGGUUCUAUGACUUUUUCGAGAUUUGGCGGGAACUCUCGUCUCCCGAUUUUUGCCUCAAUCGAAAUCUAGGGGACUUUUUCGUCUUCAUAUGGCGAUGGUGUUGAGGGUGUCGAAGCUAGGUGCGCACUGCAGGCAGUAGAUUCUAGAGGGGAAGAUAUCUACGACUACGGUGAUCGACCGCUUAUUGUUUUUGAUGAUGUGACAAAUCUAUUCCUUUGGAAUGGGAGAUCGUCUAUAGCAUGUAGACUAUAUUCUUUUGUUUGGGGUUUGUUUUGUUUUGCAGCUCUUUGAGAUUUGCUUUGCUCGGAAGCUAUGUUCCUCCUGUAUUUGAUCUUGAGAAAUGAACGAAAUUUUCUUUCGAUAGAAAGAAAAACAGUAAGAUUGGUUUGGUUUCGACA
Messenger RNA from Syzygium oleosum, 1874 nucleotides. Its product is annotated as L-lactate dehydrogenase A-like. NCBI's taxonomy places the organism in Eukaryota, Viridiplantae, Streptophyta, Magnoliopsida, Myrtales, Myrtaceae. Gene Ontology annotation, biological process: carboxylic acid metabolic process. Gene Ontology annotation, molecular function: L-lactate dehydrogenase (NAD+) activity. The transcript has 2 exons. The record is from RefSeq and is a predicted model, not a curated record. Bases 92 to 1150 code for a protein of 352 amino acids. Gene Ontology annotation, cellular component: cytoplasm.